CCAGCGCAGAGCCGAGCAGGACGGGAGGCGCCGACUCUCCCGCCGCCGCCCGGCAAGGCCUUUGGCGGAGAGAAAUCGGAGCAGAGACCCGGCCGGGCUCGGGGACAUGGUGACGGGAUGUCCCGCAUCGCAGACGCCUUCCCUCUGCACCUGCUCGUCUGGCAUAACCGGCACCAGGCGCUGGACAGCGAGCUGCGCAAGGGACAGCAUGAUAUUGAGAAGUUGGACCCACGUGGCCGAACACCAUUGGAGCUGGCCGUGUCCCUGGGGAACCUGGAAUCUGUGCGAGUGCUCCUGCGACACAACGCCAGUGUGGGCCAGGAGAAUGCCAAUGGCUGGACAGUCCUCCAGGAGGCCGUGAGCACAGGGGACCCGGAGAUGGUGCAACUGGUGCUCCAGUAUCGCGAUUACCAGCGUGCCACGCAGCGCCUAGCUGGCAUCCCAGAACUGCUCAACAAACUACGCAGGGCUCCUGAUUUCUACGUGGAGAUGAAGUGGGAGUUUACCAGUUGGGUUCCCUUGGUCUCCAAAAUAUGCCCAAGUGAUGUGUACCGAGUGUGGAAGCGAGGUGAAAAUUUGCGAGUGGAUACAACCUUAUUGGGAUUUGAGCACAUGACCUGGCAGCGAGGCCGGCGCAGCUACAUCUUCAAAGGCGAAGAUGAGAAUGCUGUGGUGAUGGAGGUGGACCAUGACAAGCAGGUUGUGUACACCGAGAUGUUGUCGCUAGCCUUGCAUGAGCCUGAGCUGAUGCUGGCUGCCAUGCAGCCAUCCGAAGAGCAUGUGGCCAGCCGCCUCACUUCUCCCAUUGUCUCCACCCACCUUGACACCAAGAACAUUGCCUUUGAGCGGAAUAAGUCUGGCAUCUGGGGUUGGCGCUCUGAGAAAAUGGAAAAUAUCAGUGGCUAUGAAGCCAAGGUUUACAGUGCCAGCAAUGUAGAGCUUGUCACCAAAACUCGCACUGAGCACUUGUCAGACCAGGACAAAACACGCAACAAAGGUUCCAAGACUCCAUUCCAGUCAUUUUUGGGGAUUGCCCAGCAGCAUGCAGCCCAGAAUGGGGCCCCAGUGCAACAGUCAGCCAGCCCCACCAACCCGACAUCUAUUACUCCAGAGGAAUAUUUUGACCCUGACUUCAAUUUGGAGUCUCGCAAUAUUGGCCGCCCUAUAGAGAUGUCCAGCAAGGUGCAGAGGUUCAAGGCCACUUUGUGGCUCUGUGAAGAUCAUCCCCUCUCCCUGGUGGAGCAAGUGACCCCCAUCAUUGACCUGAUGGCCAUUAGUAAUGCCCACUUUGCCAAGCUGCGUGACUUCAUCACCCUCAAGUUGCCUCCUGGCUUCCCGGUCAAAAUUGAGAUCCCCCUCUUCCAUGUGCUGAACGCCCGGAUCACUUUUAGCAACUUAUGUGGCUGUGACGAGCCGCUGAGUUCCGUACGGAUCUGUACUCCCACCCAUACUCCAGGAACUGCCACGGAAGAGGCAGCAAGUGCUGGAGCAGAGGCCACCAAUAACACCAAAGUGUACCCUUUUCCUUGUGAGGUGGACCCAGUGGUAUUCGAGGUACCCCAGGGCUACACAAUGCUGGGUGCGGGCCGAACAGAACCCAUGAGGGAUGAAGAUGAUGACUUGCUCCAGUUUGCCAUCCAGCAAAGCCUUCUGGAUGCUGGCACAGAAACAGACCAGGUCACCAUCUGGGAAGCUCUGACCAACACACGGCCAGGAUCCAAUCCUCCACCUUAUGAUGAGGAACUGCAGUUGGAACGAGCCAUCCAAGAGAGCAUGUUCCUUCAGUCUGGGCCAGGCCUGGGCACAGCAGAGUCCGGCAGCAGCAACGGAGAUCCUCCUCCCGACAGCAACCAAGCUCUCAGCACCAACGGUGGCACUGGAGGCAGCUCCUCCAACUUGCCUCCACCGUAUCCUAGUUUUGAUGAGCAGCUGCGUCUGGCCAUGGAGCUGUCCUCCAGGGAGCAGGAGGAACGGGAGCGUCAACGCCGUGAGGAAGACGAGGAGCUGCAACGUAUCCUCCAGCUCUCCCUGACGGAGAAGUAGCGUCCCAGCCUGCCAGCAAGGGGCCCCUUGCCUCCCUCAAGCCUCACACCGCCCAGCCUAACUGUCCUUGCCAUCAUUGUAUUUUUAAUCUCUGGGGGUGGGUGGGGUGGGUUCCAUGCUUUGCCCCCCUUUCCUCUUGGGGACAGGCUCAAUGUGAGAAGACAGCACCUUCUGCAUUUUCUGGGACUCAUGCAGUUUCAUCCUCUGGUCUUAUUUCCUGUAAGAUUUUUUUAAAUUGCUUUAUAUUCCUCAUUCUUCACUGAGGAAAUGUUUUAUAUAGCACAGAGUGGGGCAGAGAGAAGGAGGUGAGGAGGGGCAGCUGAUAGGAGUGGAAAAAGAGGAAGAAGUAGGGGAAAUUUUAAUUACUCGGCAUGAGCAUGAUGUUUUCUGAGACUGAAACAAGUGCACUGCCUUCUCUGCCCUUGCAAAUGGGGCUGUCUUGUAGGGGAAGUCGUAUCUUGAACCUUGAUGCAUAACGCAGAUGUUUGCAGUGAGCUCUGAAGCCAGGCGGUGGUGUGAUGAAUAAUUUUCAGUCCUGCAUUUUUCCACUCCUCAUCGUGAGCUGCUGCUCUCCCCACUCCUCCCCUGCCCUGAAGUUUAAUUUAUUUUAUUUAUAUAUCUGAGGAUAUAUACAAGAAAGGGGAGUGGGAGGUGUGUAUUUGUUUUUUUUAAAAAAAAAACUAGAACCCAGUGGGUCUAAAGGGAACAGCUGUGCCCACUCUUGAGUGGCUUUCUCCUGACGUCUGGAGACCAGGCACAACAGGGGGCUCUGGGCAGCAGGAACUACUAAAUAAAACUACGAAGCCAGC
Pogona vitticeps (central bearded dragon) is the source of this 2852-nucleotide messenger RNA. It is a transcript of the gene ANKRD13D, whose product is annotated as ankyrin repeat domain 13D. Gene Ontology annotation, molecular function: protein binding. NCBI's taxonomy places the organism in Eukaryota, Metazoa, Chordata, Lepidosauria, Squamata, Agamidae. The record is from RefSeq and is a predicted model, not a curated record. Gene Ontology annotation, cellular component: cytoplasm.